AUGAUCUGUUUGAUCAUUCAAGAUUGCCACGCGAGGCUACACAAAUACCGUCAGAAAACUGACCAAGAGAAGACCAUAUGCUGUGAAUUUAAGGGCGAAAACAGCAAAAAAUUGCUUCAGCAGAGAGUGCUUGAAAGAGAUUGUCACAAGCCAGCGAGUCACGAAGCGGCACGAGAGAACAAAUUCCACAAGCUGUACAAUCCAACGUCAUCCAGAAACGAAAUACUGGUACACAACCUCUCGUCGAAAGAACUGACGAAGGAGCGACUACAGGUUCUAAAGCACGAAGUCUCAUUCCACACGGCCGAUGCAAAACUUGCUAACAUGAUUGCAACUGUGGCAUUGGUCAUCAAUCAGACGGAAGCAACGGAGGAGACAAAGAACCGUAUCCGACAUCAGGCAUCGCCCCUCCUGAUGGCUCAUCAACCGCAGGAAGUGCUCCCCAAGGUCGAACGCGUUGCACUAAGAGCACCCAAGGCCGACUGGGACAUCUUCAUUGUGCCAGCCAAAAAGGGACGUUCUACUGUCCUACUGGCCAGAAGGUAA
Molecule: messenger RNA, 546 nt
Organism: Dibothriocephalus latus
Lineage: Eukaryota; Metazoa; Platyhelminthes; Cestoda; Diphyllobothriidea; Diphyllobothriidae
Source: the annotation of a GenBank genome assembly